CAUGCGACCGCGACAUGGCUACACUGUGUCACGUUCGUUGCUAAGCCUACAGAUGCAAACUGCAAGACGCUCCCUCCCCUCCCCACCCUUCUCCCCCCUCCUCUCUCUCGUUUCGAAGAAACCACAGGCUGCGGCGCCGCCCGUGCGCCGGCCGCCGGUAGCGUAGCGGGAGGGAGCGGAGUGGCUUGGAAGGGGCGGCGGCCAAUGGGGGUCCUGGGCGACGGCUCCGGGUGGUGCUUCUGCUCCGGCGGGGCCAAGCUGGAGCGGAUCAAGAACACCGUCCUCGCUGCCAAGGGCGCCGCCGUCGCCGCCGUGUCCUUCCCCGGCGGCGGUGGCGAGAGGGGAGGAGGAGGAGGAGGGAGCGGGUUCCUCAUCCACCGCGGCCUCCUGCUCACCACCCACGGCACCAUCCCCUCGGCCGCGGUCGCCGGCACCGCCGAGGUCCGGCUCAGCCACGGCCGCCUCCCGGCUCGCCUCGUGCCGCAGAGAUUCUUCAUCACUAGCCCCAUUUUGGACCUUACAAUAGUGGGUCUUGAUGUGGUGAAUGAUGACUUAAAUUCACAUGGACAACAGCCUCAUUUCCUAAAAACCUGCCUCAACCCCAGCUUGGACCUUGGCAGUACGGUUUUGCUCCUGGGUCACACAAAGAGAAAAGACCUGACGAUAGGCGAAGGGAAGGUUGUAAUAGCAACGGACAACCUGAUAAAGUUCUCAACUGAUGAAGUUACAUGGUAUCCUGGAUCUGCUGGUUUUGAUAUGCACGGAAAUUUAGCCUUUAUGGUCUGUGAUCCGAUGAAGCUUGCACCUUCUACGCCUACUGGGUAUGCUUCCGCAUCAUCAACUGCACUCCUUUCGUCAAAGAAGGAUGUGCCAACACAGUUUGGGAUGCCCAUUCCUGCAGUCUGUGGUUGGUUGAAGCAACAUUGGAAUGGUAACUUAGAAGAUGUUAGCAAGCCAAUGAUGCCUCCCGCACGAUUAAUAUCCGCUGGGCAACGAAGUGAGUGUUCCUCUCUUGGUCGUAUUAACUACAUCAAGACCAUGGAGCGAGAGGGUGGUGAUGUGAUAUCAUCAUCACAAAUACCACCUAGGCUGACACAGCAUAAUGGAUCAUGCAGUUCAGCUUCUGCGAAGAUUUCAUGCGGUGAAAAUGAUUCUGUUGACUCACAUUCUAUUCAUGAACAACAAGAUCUGACCUCACAAAUGCAAGAACCGAAGAUUGAGCAUCCUGCUUCACUUAUGGAUAAUAACUUUCCUCCAGGGCAUCCAAGAUCAAUUCGCCUGCCACUUCCUCUAAAGCACAUGAUGUCUCAUGAGAAUAAGAUAAAACCGAACCCUUCAUUUUCACAUGAAGCACAGCUAGCUAAUGUGAGAAUCAAUUGUGGAACUCUUCACAAUGUUGCUUACCAAGAAAAUUGCUGGAGUGAGGCUCAGUCAAGUUCUUCUCCUCCAGAGAGAUCAGAUUUGGGGGAUGAGAGAGGUGGUUUUAGCAGUGGGGAGGAGACAAUGUACUCCGCAGAAACUAGGGAAAGCCGAAAUAUCCCUAGUCCAAAGGAAAAGAAUCCUAAGAUGGUUGGUAGAUCACAAAGUUUUGUGAAUCAUAGCAAGUGGGACUCACCCAGAAGUGUUGAAUCUUCGAAAGGGGUUCCCUCAAAGUCACAUACCUUCAUACCUUUGAGAAAACCACAUUUGCAGGCUGCAGCCAUUUCACAGAAAAGCCAAGAUUUUUUCAGCCCUACUGUCUCAUCAAGCAUGAAAAAGAGAAACUUAUCACAAAUUCCUAUGAAACCUCGACAAAGCGCUCAAGUUACCUCCAAGUGGAUUAUCUGAUAUUAUCAACUUUCUUCAAGCCAUACAAAGAUACCAUAUCUUUUGGUUCAGUCAGUUCCACGAAUACUUCCUUUUUAGUUAUGUAACUGUAUGGUGUAAAUUUAUUCUAGUCACAAACUACUCUCUAGUGAUUCUUUUCAGUGUAACAUAAUCUAGCUUAUAUUCUUUUCUGUUUGCCAUGCAUUCGCCCAGUGAAUGUAAAUUUUAGUCAGACAGGUAGCCAUGGAGAAUGGACUGAGCAUUCUUGAUUUUCCCCAACAGUUUAUGCAAGGAGCAAUGAACUGGGAAUCUGGGAUACACUGGCAUAAGAAGCAGUGCUUACCUACUCAUGAAGCUGCAUAAGAAGUGUUCCAUUUCUGUGGGGGAGAAUAACUGGAUAAGCCAAUGCAGUUCUGUCCAGUUUUGGCAAGAGCACCCCAGAGUGGUUCGCCAAUCUCCACCAUUUGAAACUGUUUGGUAUGGAUCACCUUUUGAAUGUUAAGUGAUAG
This is a messenger RNA of Oryza brachyantha (malo sina), 2315 nucleotides long. RefSeq lists its product as uncharacterized. The record is from RefSeq and is a predicted model, not a curated record. The transcript has 2 exons. Bases 205 to 1827 code for a protein of 540 amino acids. Lineage: Eukaryota; Viridiplantae; Streptophyta; Magnoliopsida; Poales; Poaceae.